CCUUCAACUCUUUAUGUUUUCUCGAUUAGUGCAUAAUAUUCCAAAUCUUGUCUGCAACGAGAGGUAUCUUCGUUUGCAAAUUAAGGUAUACCCAAACAAACACACAAACGAAGAAGAAGAAGAAGAAGAAGAAACCAACUUCAUUUCCUUCCUUUCUACCGAAUCAAUUAUUCUUUUUCAAUAUUUAAUUUCUCAGAAGAAACCCCCAACUGGUCCAAUCUCCCUAACAUCCUUUCAAUCUACUAGUCAAUUUUUUAUACAUUUCAAAAUCAAACUCAAAAUUUCCUGCAUUCCUCAUAUUUUAGGGUUUUGCAUUUUUAGUCAAUAUUGCAAACAAUUUGUACCGAGGUUAUAUUUUGUAUUCCUGAGGUUUUGAUUUCGGAUAUACAAUGGAUUUUGACGGAGGAGGGAGCACAUCAGGAGUAGACACUGCUGGUGUAGUAGCUCAAUCUGUUCCUGUUCUCUCUAGGCGACAAAAAGCUCUAUAUCAGUUCACUCAACAGAACCUCCCAGCCUGUAAACCCAUCCUCACACCAGCAUGGGUGAUUACUACAUUUAUGUUGUUGGGUGUAAUUUUUAUUCCACUUGGACUUAUAGCUCUCCGUGCUUCACAGAGUGUAGUAGAAAUUGUGGAUCGCUAUGACACUGAGUGUGUACCUGAGACACAUAAACAUAAUAAGGUGUCAUACAUUCAAGAUGACUCCAUUGUUAAAAACUGCACACGGAUAUUAAAGGUGCGUAAGGAUAUGAAAGCUCCUAUAUAUAUAUACUAUCAGUUAGACAACUACUACCAGAACCAUAGGCGGUACGUCAAAAGUAGAAGUGACCGCCAGUUGUUAGAUGGUUUGAACUACAAAGAUACAAGUUCAUGCAAGCCAGAAGAGAAUAGCAACGGUCAACCAAUUGUCCCUUGUGGAUUAGUUGCAUGGAGUUUGUUUAAUGAUACAUAUACUUUUUAUCAUCAGUCGAAGGAAUUGGAAAUCAACCGGAAGAAUAUUGCUUGGAAGAGUGAUAGGGAGCAUAAGUUUGGAAAAGAUGUUUAUCCUUUCAAUUUCCAGAAUGGGACCUUGAUUGGUGGUGGGACGCUAAAUCCUACUGUUCCUCUAAGCGAUCAGGAGGAUCUCAUCGUAUGGAUGCGUACUGCUGCUCUCCCUAGCUUCAGAAAGUUGUAUGGGAGAAUCGAACAGGAUCUAGAUGCAGAUGAUUUGAUCAUAGUACGCCUUGUUAACAAUUACAACACUUACAGUUUUGGAGGGAAGAAAAAGCUUGUACUCUCAACAUCAAGCUGGUUGGGGGGGAAGAAUGACUUCCUCGGGUUUGCCUAUAUUGCUGUCGGAUCAUGCUGCAUCUUCAUCUGCAUUGUUUUUUUGCUGCUUCAUGUGAAGACUCCAAGGCCUUAUGGGGACACAACCUACUUAUCUUGGAACAGGAAGAGCAAUGCUAGCUAAGAGGGUUGAUUAGUGCAUCUGCCAAAAAAAGGGUGACAUAAUUGACAUAACCCAGUUAUCACAUCUUGGACUUCAUACGAUCAACUGCAACAUUUUCCCCAACAAUAUAUCGGGAUAAUAUCUGCACGAGCCUCGUCAGUAGAAGAGCUCGCCGUCAUGCCUAGACAGUUUCUCCAGAAAUGCCGGAUCCCCUUCUUCAAGCGUACAUACUUGAACAGAGGUUACUGUAAUAUUUUGAGGGUUAGAUACGAUGUAUCUUGUGUACAUAUAUGUUUAAACAUAAUUGUUCACUUUUACCAUGUUAAAGGCUUUUCUCUGCAACAAACAAAAUUCAGACUUAUUUCUGUGAUAAUUAUUAAAUUUUAUGGUAAUGAAAGAUAAGGAGUUCCUU
This is a messenger RNA of Papaver somniferum (opium poppy), 1839 nucleotides long. RefSeq names its product putative ALA-interacting subunit 2. Gene Ontology annotation, cellular component: Golgi apparatus; endoplasmic reticulum; plasma membrane. The transcript has 9 exons. NCBI's taxonomy places the organism in Eukaryota, Viridiplantae, Streptophyta, Magnoliopsida, Ranunculales, Papaveraceae. Bases 390 to 1448 code for a protein of 352 amino acids. The record is from RefSeq and is a predicted model, not a curated record.